AUGCCUAAUUCCUCCCAAAAUAUCGGCGGCCACGCCCAUUCCCCUCACACAUCCACUACAUCAAAGCCUCCUUCGCCAGCUCUGCCUCCACCUACCCAGCAAAUCUCUCCAAUCCCGGCUUUCUAUUUCUACCGCGAGAAUGGCCUCGCCGUCCCUCUUAUCGCUCUUGAUGAGCUUCCAGCCUGGCUUCGAAUAGGACGGGAAGAUUGGUUUAGGCCCGAGUGGCAGCAAUAUAUGAGCCCCGUUAAUGAUCAAUCCACUAUUAGAGUUGGAGAGUAUGAAGUUUUUGCGGAGUGGGGUGGAGCAGUGUAUCAGUUGCCGAUGUGGAGAUUAGUAGGGGGACGGAACUAUGAGGCGGGCGAUGGAGCUGCAGCUGGGGCUGGAUGGGAGGUGGAUGCGAGCGAGAGAAGGGGAGGGGAAGUUAUGUUCCAUCUUGAUCGAGGAAACGGGUAUGACUCUGUGGCUGAUGGCCCGGAAGUUGAUAAUGGAUGUUCUACUGGAGAAGGAAACUCGUCCGGGUACACUGAGGAAGGAGGGACUCGUGACAGGAAUGUCGUUUGGGAUGAAGACGGGGAGCAGAUUGCAGACAGGGAAGUAAACCGGGAGGGAGAAACGAGUAUCUCAUCUUGGUCGUCAUUUGAUGCUCCACAGCCUAUUUUCAACGUUCCCAUUAUACCACGAGCGCCAUUGGGACUGGGUCUAACGAAGUCUGCACCGUCCUAUGUAUUCUGGGGCCUACAUCCUGCAGAUUUCCGAGCGUGGCCGGCUGGCACUGCAGAUGGGAAUAGCUCACUCGCUGGAUAA
Molecule: messenger RNA, 804 nt
Organism: Histoplasma capsulatum G186AR
Lineage: Eukaryota; Fungi; Ascomycota; Eurotiomycetes; Onygenales; Ajellomycetaceae
Exons: 3
Coding region: 1-804 (267 amino acids)
Source: RefSeq, a predicted model, not a curated record